CCCUGCCGCCCCCUCGACAACGCCUGGUGCGCCCGCGCGCCCGCCCAUGGCUGGGAAGGUGCUGUCGCUGCUGCCGCCGUUGCUGCUGGCCGCGGCGGGCCUCGCCGGGCUCCUACUGCUGUGCGUCCCCACUCGAGACAUCUGGGAGCUGCCCGCCCUCAAGUACGGCAUUGUCCUGGACGCGGGCUCUUCGCACACGUCCAUGUUCAUCUACAAGUGGCCUGCAGACAAGGAGAAUGACACAGGCAUCGUGGGCCAGCACAGCUCCUGUAAUGUACGCGGAGGGGGCAUCUCCAGCUACGCAGACGACCCUUCCAGGGCUGGCCAGAGUCUCGUUGAAUGCCUGGACCAGGCGCUUCAGGAGGUGCCCGAGGAGAGCCAUGUGCACACGCCCCUCUACCUGGGAGCCACAGCAGGCAUGCGCCUGCUCAACCUGACCAGUCCCGAGGCCUCGGCCAAUGUGCUCGCGGCUGUGACCCGGACGCUGACCCGGUAUCCCUUCGAUUUCCGUGGUGCCCACAUCCUCUCGGGCCAGGACGAGGGGGUGUUCGGUUGGGUGACGGCCAACUACCUGCUGGAGAACUUCAUCAAGUAUGGCUGGGUGGGCCGGUGGUUCCGGCCAAGGAAGGGGACGCUGGGGGCCAUGGACCUGGGGGGCGCCUCCACACAGAUCACCUUCGAGACGGCCAGCCCAGCCGAGGAUCCAGCCAAUGAGGUCCGGCUGCGGCUCUAUGGCCAGCACUACUGCGUCUACACCCACAGCUUCCUCUGCUAUGGCCGUGACCAGGUCCUCCGGAGGCUGCUGGCUGGUGCACUCCAGACCCACGGCUUCCACCCUUGCUGGCCGAGGGGCUAUUCUACCCAAGUGCUGCUUCAGGACGUGUAUGAGUCUCCGUGUACCGCGGCCCAGCGGCCCCAGACCUUCAACAGCAGCGCCCGGGUCAGCCUGGCAGGGAGCAGCGACCCUGCCCUCUGCCGUGGCCUCAUCUUAGGACUCUUCAAUUUCUCCUCCUGCCGCUUCUCCCGAUGUUCCUUUAAUGGCAUCUUCCAGCCCCCAGUGGCUGGGAACUUCAUGGCCUUCUCUGCUUUCUUCUACACCGUGGACUUCCUAAGGUCUGUGAUGGGGCUUCCCGUGGCAACCCUGCAGCAGCUGGAGACAGCUGUAGUCACCGUCUGCAACCAGACGUGGAGUCAGCUGCAGGCUAAGGCUCCAGGGCAGCGGGCCCGCCUGCCCGACUACUGCGCGGGGGCCAUGUUCGUGCAGCAGCUGCUGAGCCGCGGCUACGGCUUCGACGAGCGCGCCUUCGGAGGGGUGACCUUCCAGAGCAAGGCCGGGGACACCGCGGUCGGCUGGGCGCUCGGCUACAUGCUCAACCUGACCAACCUGAUCCCCGCCGAGCCGCCGGAGCUGCGCAAGGGCACAGACUUCAGGUCCUGGGUCGCGCUUCUCCUGCUCUUCGCCGCCAUGCUUCUGGCCGCCGUGGUCCUGCUGCUGCGCCAGGCGCGCUCGGCCGGGGCGUCGAGCGCCAUCUAGCGGCGGGCCGGGUCCCGGCUCCCCGUCCCACCCGUGACGCCUCCGCCCCCAACGCUGCUCCGGCCGAGACUGGGGGCCGGGCCCACGGGGGACCGGGGUGGGCGAAGGGAGCCACCUCCGGCCCCUGCCUGCCUGCUGCAGCCUUCUCCAGCCUCCAAGGUCUCCUGCUCCUCCCCGCCCCCCCCCCCCCACUUCCUGGGGGUGGGGGAUUCAGACCUCCCCGGAGCCCUGGGCGGGUGACUUCAGGACUGGGUGUCUAGGGACCCCCACCCCGCCCUCGGGAGUCUGGGUCUGCAUCGGGGCGGUCAGAGCCCACAGGCUGGGAACGCAGCGCUUCCUUGUGACAAUUUUGUAAUAAAAGCUUCUUCCUAGAGCAGCGGAAUGUU
Herpailurus yagouaroundi (jaguarundi) is the source of this 1920-nucleotide messenger RNA. RefSeq names its product ectonucleoside triphosphate diphosphohydrolase 2 (gene ENTPD2). Bases 47 to 1534 code for a protein of 495 amino acids. The transcript is spliced from 9 exons. Gene Ontology annotation, biological process: nucleoside diphosphate catabolic process. NCBI's taxonomy places the organism in Eukaryota, Metazoa, Chordata, Mammalia, Carnivora, Felidae. The record is from RefSeq and is a predicted model, not a curated record. Gene Ontology annotation, cellular component: plasma membrane. Gene Ontology annotation, molecular function: ribonucleoside triphosphate phosphatase activity; GDP phosphatase activity; UDP phosphatase activity.